AGCCAUUUUGGCUCAAGUGCCAUUGGUUCAAGUGGCCCAGGCAAGAGGGUCUGCCGUGCAGCCCAUACCUUUUGAUCAACGAAGCCCAUGGCGCGCCUCACCCUCGCCAUCACAGCGACCCUCGCCCUGUCCGCCUCCGCCGCCGUGCGCGCGAACGCGACCAUAGACAUCAACCAGAUGGUGACGAUCGACGGCACGCAGGUCUUCUCGCAGGGGUCUGGCCACGACAGCCUGAAUCAGUGCGCCCAGUUCGCCAGAGCCGCGGUCAACGACCCGGCCAGGCCCAGCAUCGAGGUCUGCGGCACCUCGACCAAGGUCACCGUCUUCCUGCGCAACAGGUGCAAGGGCUACCACCACUACACCGAAGAGAUCGGGACCUGCAACGCCGGCGCGCCCUCCACGUCGUGCGUGACGGUCAGCCCCGCCACCGUCGGUUGGUUGCAGACGGCGCAGAGCUACAUGAUCACCCAGUGCUGAGCGGGCAGGCGAUCACCGCCACCCUGGUCUUGCUCGCCGGCGGGGGAAAGCAGCAAGUCCUCCUCGUGCCGUCCCCGUCUCCUCCCCGGGCGGGGCCAGGACGGGGACACGUCCGCUCCACAGCGAGAACGCUCUGCGAGGGCCGUGGCGCACGGUACGUUCCCACCGGGGCCGCCGGAUCUCAGA
Molecule: messenger RNA, 663 nt
Organism: Prorocentrum cordatum
Lineage: Eukaryota; Dinophyceae; Prorocentrales; Prorocentraceae
Source: the annotation of a GenBank genome assembly